AUGCUACUCGCCGAACUGAAAAAAAUUGAAGCAAGGAAGCGUGAAAGGGAAAGGAAAACUCAAGAUUUACAAAAGCUGAUAUCAAGAGCAGAUAGUGGUAAUGGCCUGCCAUCAACCCUGGCAGCUAUAAGCAAUGAAGGAAUGAAUACACCAUCAGCAGUAUCAUCCAGUAUUGCUAGAAGACAUGACAGGAAGUUGCAUAAGAAGAAACUAGCAUCGCAACAGAGACCCAUUCGGACUAUUGAAACUGUGACUGUGGAAUGGUCAGGCAUAAAGUUUCCGGAAGCUCGGGGCACCGGCGUGUGGCUGCGUUCCCAAAGAAUGAAAUUGCCACCUGGAGUGGGACAGAGAAAGACAAAAGCAAUUGAACAAGAAUUACGACUAAUGAAUAUUGAUAUUGCACCUACACCUACUGAAGCUAUCUGCAAACAUUUCAACGAACUUCGCUCGGACCUUGCAUUAGCUUUAGACUUAAAGAACGCUCUAGCUUCAUGCGAGUUUGAACUUCAAGCUUUGCGUCACCAGUAUGAGGCUCUAAACCCUGGAAAGACGUUAACAAUCCCGCCGUCAAUUUGCAACACAACUGGUGAUGGGGACACUAAGCCCCUUGGGGAAAUAAUUGAUGUUGUUGGUUCUCCAGGUUCACUCAACAACACCAUC
Iphiclides podalirius (scarce swallowtail) is the source of this 660-nucleotide messenger RNA. The record is from the annotation of a GenBank genome assembly. NCBI's taxonomy places the organism in Eukaryota, Metazoa, Arthropoda, Insecta, Lepidoptera, Papilionidae.